GCCGCAAUCAACCGGGGCGGGAUGGAGGCGCGGGUGGCUGAAGAAGGGAGGCUGCGCCUGCGCGGCAGUCAAAUCCAGGCGUGCGAGUGGAGCAGCCGGAGCUGGCGGGCAAGGGAGCCAGCCUGAAGGCAGGAUCAGCGGGAGCGGCUCCGAGGGCAGAACAGUUGCUUUUCCCUGGCCUGGGUCAGUGAGGAGCCCUGGGGACUCCGCCUGCCCCGGCGUGGUGCUCCCAUCGGCAUCCGACGUGCGCCUCACGGGAAAGGACACCAGACUAGGUCCCUGCCCCUACCUUCCAGGUACCCGGCAGGUUUUCUACCAGAUGUUCCAUUGUAAUAAUGCUGGGCCGACUGUCGUGACUGUUUUUGUUUUUGUUUUGUCUUUUUGCUUUUUCUAGGGCCGCCCCCGCGGCAUAUGGAGGUUCUCAGGCUAGGGGUCUAAUUGGAGCUGUAGCCACUGGCCUAUGCCAAAGCCACAGCAACGCGGGAUCUGAGCCACGUCUGCAACCUACACCACAGCUCACGGCAACGCCGGAUCCUUAACCCACUGAGCAAGGCCAGGGAUCGAACCUGCAACCUCAUGGUUCCUAGUCAGAUUCAUUAACCACUGCACCACGACAGGAAGUCCUAUUGUGACUGUUUAACCUGAGCUCAAAGUAGGAUUAAUUGUCUUGGAAAUACUAAAGUGGGGUAGCCCAAAUCCGUUUCUGGAACCAUGAAAAUUUUGUUGGUUUUUGACUUUGACAAUACAAUCAUAGAUGACAAUAGUGACACCUGGAUUAUACAGUGUGCUCCAGAGAAAAAGCUUCCUAUUGAACUACGGGAUUCUUAUAAAAAAGGAUUUUGGACAGAAUUUAUGGGUAGAGUCUUUAAGUAUUUGGGAGAUGAAGGUGUAAGAGAAGACGAAAUGAAAAGAGCAAUGAUGUCAAUGCCUUUCACUCCAGGGAUGCUGGAACUUUUAAACUUUAUAAGAAAGAACAAGGAUAAAUUUGACUGCAUCAUUAUUUCAGAUUCAAAUUCUGUCUUCAUAGAGUGGGUUUUAGAAGCUACCAGUUUUUAUGAUGUGUUUGAUGAAGUAUUUACAAAUCCAGCAGCUUUUAAUAGCAGUGGUCAUCUCACUGUGGAAAAUUAUCAUGCUCAUUCUUGCAGUAGGUGCCCUCAAAAUCUUUGCAAAAAUGUAGUUUUGGUAGAAUUUGUAGGUAAACAGUUAAAACAAGGAGUGAAUUAUGCACAUAUUGUUUAUAUAGGUGAUGGCGGGAACGAUGUCUGUCCAGUAACCUUUUUAAAGAAGAAUGAUGUUGCCAUGCCACGGAAAGGAUAUACUUUACAGAAAACUCUUUCUAGGAUGUCUCAAAAUCUUGAGCCUAUGGAAUCUUCUGUUGUGUCUUGGUCUUCAGGCAUUGAAAUAAUUUCUCAUUUACAAUUUCUAAUAAAAGAGUAAUAUGCCAACAGUUGAAA
Sus scrofa (pig) is the source of this 1454-nucleotide messenger RNA. Lineage: Eukaryota; Metazoa; Chordata; Mammalia; Artiodactyla; Suidae. The record is from RefSeq and is a predicted model, not a curated record.